This is a messenger RNA of Durio zibethinus, 2368 nucleotides long. Lineage: Eukaryota; Viridiplantae; Streptophyta; Magnoliopsida; Malvales; Malvaceae. The record is from RefSeq and is a predicted model, not a curated record.
AAAAAGGAUUCCACUGAGCUCAGCAUCAUCACUUUAUAAAAGCUUGUUGCUUGUUGCUUCCCACCUUCCAACAAUUAGCAUAUGAGAUUUCACCACGAAAAUUUUCAUCUAAAACAUCAAGUUUGGCUGAGUCCGCUCCCGUCUUCAUUUCAUUUUUCCCCUCUCCAUCCAAGCCACAAGCUCACCCUGAAAAUCGUUGAUUUGUCUCACUGUUUAUCUCAAAAAAUGAGUGGGAAUGAGGAUGUUGAUUCAGGGGGCGUUGGAGUUGAUUAUGAAUAUUCUCAAUCACAUGCAGAACUUCCUCCUAUGGAACAACAAAAGGUGGUAGCAGCACAAGUCCAAGCUCCAAUUAUUUCAUCAUACAAUGACAAAAUCCGACCUUUAAUUGAUGCCAUUGACAGGCUCAGGCUACUUAUGGUCAUGAAAGAGGGUAUACAACUCCCCACAAUUGUUGUGGUUGGAGACCAGUCAUCGGGGAAGUCUAGUGUUCUUGAAUCCUUGGCUGGUGUUAAUCUUCCUCGUGGCCAGGGUAUUUGCACGAGGGUACCCCUCAUUAUCAGGUUGCAAAAAGAUGCAAAGCCAAGGCCAGAGAUUUAUUUGGAGUACAAUGGCAAAAUAGUCCCAGUGGACGAAUCCCACAUUGCAACAGCCAUAAAUCUUGCAACUGAUGAGGUUGCAGGUCAUGGUAAGGGCAUAUCUAACACCCCAAUAACUUUAGUGGUGAAAAAGGGUGACGUUCCUGAUCUUACCAUGGUUGAUCUUCCCGGAAUAACUAGAGUCCCUGUCCAUGGUCAGCCUGAAAAUAUAUAUGAGCAGAUCAGAGAAAUUAUAAUGCAGUACAUAACACCUAACGAAAGCAUUAUCCUCAAUGUUUUGUCAGCUACUGUUGAUUUUUCUACUUGUGAAUCCAUUCGGAUGUCACAGCAAGUGGACAAGACUGGUGAGAGAACUCUUGCUGUGGUUACCAAAGCUGAUAAGGCCCCAGAAGGCCUUCUUGAAAAGGUUACUGCUGAUGAUGUGAAUAUAGGACUUGGUUAUGUUUGUGUUAGGAAUCGUAUUGGUGAUGAGUCCUUUGAAGAAGCAAGGAAGGAAGAGGCUAGAUUGUUCGAAACUCAUCCAAAUCUGUCAAGGAUUGAUAAUGCAAUUGUCAGUGUUCCAGUGUUGGCCCAAAAACUUGUUCAAAUUCAGGCAAGUAUCAUUGCAAGAUGCUUACCGACGAUUGUGAAAAACAUUAAUGAAAAGCUUAACGCAAAUGUUACAGAGCUGCAAAAAAUGCCCAAGGCUUUGACUUCUGUUGCUGAUGCCACGCAAGCUUUGAUGAGGAUCAUUGGAGCAGCUAAAGAAUCCCUCAGGAAACUUCUUUGGAGAGGGGAAUUUGAUGAAUACCCUGAUGACAGCACAAUGCAUGGUACUGUUCGCUUUGUUAAAAUGCUCAGCCAAUUCUCUGAUAAGCUUCACAAGUGCGAGGAAAGUGAACCCAACAAGGAGUUUUUAAAAGAAGAGAUGAAGGUUUUGGAAGAAGUUAAAGGAAUUGAACUACCAAAUUUCCUCCCUCGUGAAGCAUUCCUUCGUAUUCUGCAGAGAAAAGUGGAGAAGAUAUCAUUUAUGCCGAUUGAAUUCGCUGAAAAGAUUUGGGACUAUAUAGAUGGAGUGAUGAUGGCAGUUUUGAUGCGCCACUCAGAAAUGUAUUAUAUCCUUAAGGUAUCCAUGAAAAGAGCCGCUUACAAUCUUGUUCAAAAAAUGAAGCACCGAUCAAUCAAUCGGGUGAAAGAGAUUGUAGAAAUGGAAAAGCUGACUGCUUAUACUUGUAAUCCUGAUUACAUGAAGGAGUGGACUAAGUUCAUGAACCCAGAAAAUUCUUUCAUCAGUCUGGUAAAUACCGGAAGCCCUAUGCGGGUGCCUUCUAGGAUGAUUCUUGAAGGUUUUGGGGAUAUUGAAAUUGAACAUCUCAGACAGCAUUCCAAUAAUGUUUUGCUUCUGCAGCAGGCUUUUGACCUGAAGAUGAGAAUGUCUGCAUACUGGAAGAUAGUUCUAGUGAGAUUGGUUGAUACCAUGGCUUUGCAUUUGCAAUAUAGUGUUCAUAAUCUUUUGAACAAUGACAUGGAGGACAUUGUGAAGGAGUUGAUGGGAGCAGAUGGGCACGGGGUUGAGAGAAUGUUGGUGGAAUCUCCUUCAAUGGCUGCAAAGCGUGAGAAGCUGAAAAAGAGCAUCAAACUGUUGAAGGAAUCCAAAGAUGUUGUGGCCAAAAUCAUGGACAGGAUUGCUAGCUUUGAUGCUUAAUAACUUCUCAUAAAAUUGUUUUAGGCCGAUAAUUUCUCAUAAAUUUAGGUGUGGUUUGGCUUAAUUGCAUGUUUUAAGUGUCUGUUUC